This is a messenger RNA of Arachis duranensis, 714 nucleotides long. RefSeq lists its product as uncharacterized. The coding region runs from base 1 to 714 and encodes 237 amino acids. The transcript is spliced from 2 exons. The record is from RefSeq and is a predicted model, not a curated record. Lineage: Eukaryota; Viridiplantae; Streptophyta; Magnoliopsida; Fabales; Fabaceae.
AUGUCCAACUCAAGAGGGAAGUGCAAAGCCAUCACACUUAGAAGCAGAAAGGUUGUAGAAGAAGCAACCCCGAGCCAGGAUAACCAUGAAGAAGAGGCUGCAGAGAAGCAUGGAAACAAUAAUAAAGAAGAGAUCCCUGCCCCAUCCUCACCAAAGCCAAUCUUGAAGCCUUAUGUGCCAAAGGCACCAUAUCCUCAGAGGUUGAGGAAAGAUGGGAAGGAUAGCCAGUUCUCUAGCAUUGGAGAAAAUGCCCCUCUACGCAAAGUUCCUGAAGGAGCUCAUGACAAGAAAAAAAACUGGGGAGAAAAGGAGACUGUAGUCCUAACUGAGGAAUGUAGUGCCAUCAUACAAAAGAAACUUCCCCAAAAAAUGAAGGACCCAGGGAGUUUCCAAAUCCCAUGUAUCAUAGGGGAUAUCAUUAUUGAAAAGGCUUUGUGUGACUUGAGAGCUAGCAUCAAUCUCAUGUCCUUGAACAUGAUGAGAAGGAUGAGAAUUGAGGAAGCCAAACCAACAAGAAUGGCACUGCAACUAGCUGACAAAACAUUCAAGUUUCCACAUGGAGUUGUGGAAGAUUUAUUGGUGAAGGUGGGAGAAUUUAUCUUUCCAGCUGACUUUGUUGUGCUGGAUAUGGAAGAAGAGGCAAACACUUCAAUUAUCCUAGGAAGGCCAUUCGCAGCUACUGCUAGAGCCAUCAUUGAUGUGCAAAAAAGAUAA